Molecule: messenger RNA, 357 nt
Organism: Paramecium sonneborni
Lineage: Eukaryota; Ciliophora; Oligohymenophorea; Peniculida; Parameciidae
Source: the annotation of a GenBank genome assembly
AUGUCGAAGGAGAAUAAAUGUUCCCGUUUUAAAAAAUCAAAAAUGCAAAUAGAUACACUUAAUGACUUUUAUUAGAAACAAUAAAUCUGGGGAUAAAAUACAAUUAAAGAAAUAGCUAGCAUCACAAAUUUACCAAAAGAAAAGAUUUAUAAAUGGUAUUGGGAUCAAAACAAGAAGUUCAAAUAAGAGAAUCCAAGAGUUGAAACUGAAGGAGAAAUCAUUGUAAAACAAGAUAGUUUAAGUUCAAAGACCCAUGAAAUAUUAUAUUUUAGAGGUCUUUAAUUUAAUUAGGAAGCGGAUCAAAAUUUAAAAAAUAGACUGCUAAAAUUAGCAAGAGAUUUGAUAUUAAUAAAAUGA